GUUUGUCGUUGAGGUCAAAAAAGCUGGCAUAGUGGUUAUAGUCCUCUCACAACUCAAUAGUCGAUACUUCGGAGGCCUCGAAGGCCAAUAUAAAUUCGAUCUAUAUUUUCUUCUCCGAGAGGAAAAUACUGCGGCCGGUGAAUACACUGCCCGGGUGCGUGGUAAUUACACCGGUAAGAGAUCUGUCUCUACUGAAAUUGGUCUGGAACUUGGUAGAUGCGAGAUCCUGCCUAAAAUUUCUGCAACUAGGAGCAUGGAUAAGCCUUCUGUUAAAGACAUAGUGAAGAGAAAUGUAGAUCGAAACCCACAGAAGCUGAGGCAAAUUGGCCUGAACUAUGAUAUCGCCCAUGCCAAGGGUGGUUUUGAUGAGGGAAAGGCGGAGAGUAAGAAGAAGGAGGAGAAGGAGGAGCCUAAGGUCGGUGAAAAAGGCGAGGGCAACCGUGAGGGAAUAGGAGACGACAAAUUUGCCGAAACUGCAACCAAGCUUGCUAAAGAAAUUCCCUCGGAAGAAUCACCAAGCCCAUGGAAUGCGGUAGCCGUCAUUGGCUUACGUGUGUAUUCGAAAGACACUCAGCUCACAAUUAACUUGGUAAAGCAAAACGACUCGGAGGAGGCGGCAUUACUUGAUGUGGAUGGAAUUUCCGGAGCAGGAGCAACAAUGUAGGCGCUUAAUACACACUUGAUAGACUCGGGAUUAAUUCUUUCUUUCGCUGAAACGUAAUGGCUCAUUCUGACUCUGGCUUCAGAGGGAAGCCGCAGGUUGUAGGAGCGAUUCACGAGACGACGCGCACUCACACUUAACUACGACUCCCCUCAAUGCGCAUGCGCAUUCUAAUCUUGAGACCUGAUGAAAUCAUGGCCAAUACUUUCACGGAUGGAUGCCUAAGCUCCAUAAUUUAUCAAGACUUGAAGAGACAUCUUGAUGA
This is a messenger RNA of Hyaloscypha bicolor E, 926 nucleotides long. RefSeq lists its product as uncharacterized. NCBI's taxonomy places the organism in Eukaryota, Fungi, Ascomycota, Leotiomycetes, Helotiales, Hyaloscyphaceae. The record is from RefSeq and is a predicted model, not a curated record. The transcript is spliced from 2 exons. The coding region runs from base 254 to 664 and encodes 136 amino acids.